AUGGCAAAGAAGGUUAUGCUAGCGGUGGCAAACAAUCCUAAGCUACUAGCUCAGUCCCAACCUAUACUAUGGUAUACCGAUCUUUAUAUGGGAAAUAUCUUUGUCGCUGAAGAUAACCUAGCCGCGCUUCCACCUGACUAUGAAGAUAUAGACGCCGACGACAAGGAGAUUGUAUUAUAUAAUAAAGAGAAGGCUAUCUGGACAAAAGCUUAUGAGGUUGUAUCCUUUUUGAAUGAUAGAGUAGCCUGGAGAGCGAUAUAA
This is a messenger RNA of Penicillium alfredii, 261 nucleotides long. RefSeq lists its product as uncharacterized. The record is from RefSeq and is a predicted model, not a curated record. The transcript has 2 exons. NCBI's taxonomy places the organism in Eukaryota, Fungi, Ascomycota, Eurotiomycetes, Eurotiales, Aspergillaceae. The coding region runs from base 1 to 261 and encodes 86 amino acids.